AAACACUUUUAACUAUAAAACACACCGCAUUAAACCAAGUAGUGCUCCAUCACCAAAAUCCAAAACCAAAACACCAUGCUGUACCAAGUGGAGCCCACAUACAAACUCCCCGCCGCGCUCUCGCCGGAGCAUCCCUCGGGUGCAGCCACGCCGCCGCUCCACGCCCUCGCCUCGGUGCCCUUCAAAUGGGAGGAGCAGCCGGGUAAGCCCAGGCCCUGCACCGACAUCAUCCUCCGACCCGAACCCGCCGCCAGAAGAUGCCUAGAGCUUCCGCCCUGCAGAAUUACCAAAAUGCCCUCCCCCACCACCGUCCUUGAUGGGCCUGAUAAUCUGGGCCGCCCCAAAUUCUCUUCGUUCAGGCUGUUUAGGGAGAAGCAGAUUUCCUUCGACAGCAGCAGCGGCGGCAGCAGCCCUCAGAGCUACGUGACGGUCGGGAAGAAGAGCAGUGGAAGAAGGCUGAAAAUGAGCAGCUUGUUUGGUAGGAGUUUGAGAGUGAGAAGUGGUGGAAAGGAAGCUGAUGAGGGUAGUUUGGGGUUUUCACCAUCUUCGUUUGCUGGUUUUGAAAGUCAUGUGGAGGGGAAGAAGAUUGCAAGUUUCUCUCGGUCUUCGCCUACUCCUCUCUUGGCUACUAUGUAUGAGGGUUUGAAGCAAGCUAUACCGUGGAAACGCACUAGAAAAUCAAAGAAAGAAGGCUCUCUUUAGAAUAAGACAAAUGUGUUUGGUGUCUUUAUGUUGUUUCUAGUAGUAUAUGUAAAUUAGGAUUCCAUAUUUUAUUAUAAUUUGAUGCAAGAAACACGUUGUUUAUUUCA
Molecule: messenger RNA, 809 nt
Organism: Salvia hispanica
Lineage: Eukaryota; Viridiplantae; Streptophyta; Magnoliopsida; Lamiales; Lamiaceae
Source: RefSeq, a predicted model, not a curated record